AUGUGUGAAUUGUGCGGUGGUUAUUUUAUUGGUGCGGCGAAUACGACGAACGCAACAAAACAUUUGAAAUGCAGACAUAAGGAGGAAUUUGCUGAGUAUAUUGAAUUGUACGAUAGUGCAAAACGAGGCUCAUUUGUGGGCGCAUUACACGAUGUACUUCGAGAGAUAAUGUUGAAAGGACGUGCUAAACGUUUGGGCAUUUCGAAUGCUCUUAGCCUGCAGCCAGCGUUUGCGCUAUCCAAAGGUGAAUGCAAAGAUGUGCAAAAAUUUGAAAAAUCUCGCUGUGAAUGGCAAACAUCAGCUCUGAAGUCUCAUGCGUCCUCGUCAAAGGAUUCAUCAAGUGUUCCGUCAUCAUCAGCUGCGAAUGGUGGUAGUGACUCGAAAGUGUACGUUCAGCAGCAUUCCGCUGUGACCGUUUGUCAGAGUCAAAAUGCUGCAGUUCCAUUAAGCGACUGCAGUUAUGCCGAGCAAGCCAUCAAGAAAUCGCGAUUGAAUGAGUCAGCGAAUGGGUCGAACGAAAGUCCAAAUAAAGUUCUGGCUGAUCAAAUGGAAUCAUUCUUGAAAAGUUUCAGACAGUUGGAGGAUGAGUGUCAAGACUUGCGUUGUCAGCUAAGCGCGAAAGAUGAGCAAAUUACUUCACUGAAACUGCAAUUAAUUCAUGAAAAGAAGAAACGUGAAAGCGCACUGUUUCUGAUACAACAGUCAUUGAUGGAUAGUGGAUCAACUGACUAG
This is a messenger RNA of Anisakis simplex (herring worm), 732 nucleotides long. Lineage: Eukaryota; Metazoa; Nematoda; Chromadorea; Rhabditida; Anisakidae. The record is from the annotation of a GenBank genome assembly.